Molecule: messenger RNA, 774 nt
Organism: Letharia columbiana
Lineage: Eukaryota; Fungi; Ascomycota; Lecanoromycetes; Lecanorales; Parmeliaceae
Exons: 5
Coding region: 1-774 (257 amino acids)
Source: RefSeq, a predicted model, not a curated record
AUGCAGCGUGAGAAUGAAGACGGUGGCAGUGGACUUGGCCUAGUGUUUUUGUUGAUAGAUCCACUACCAACACUACCACACGAUCGUCUUGUCUCUUACCCGGCUGGUGUCGAGUUUCACUGGAUAUCGCGCCUUACGUGGUUCGAAGAAUCGUGGCGCCGGGUAGGUAGGCAAUCCACCGUAUUUGGAUGUUCAAGCUCUGAGGAGGAUGAUUCCAUAAUCUCACACGCUGAUGUGGACGGGCACGAAUUCGAUUAUCGCAAAGUCAUCCCGGCUCUUGUGCCCGAAGGUUGGUCCAAUGACCCCAACGACCUUGAGCCAGUCAACCGCCCUCUGUCUACCGAUGACAAUAGUCUACCACCGUUUGUGCUACCGAUACUAGCUUCUAGAGAGGAUAGGCAGGCUGUUCGCUACUUGUUAUCGAUCUUCGGAAGGUUCUAUCUCUGGACUCCAGCCUCGAGUGAGCUUUUGUGUGUGACCCAGUCUCACAAUUCGCGGGGAAUCUUGCAAUGUAUUGACAAGCAUUCGUUCGGGCUCCGAACCAGAGUCCUCGAACCAUCAUCUCGCUGGUACUCUCAGCAUCAGAUCACACAUCUUCCACUCUGGUUUCGGCAAAUUACAAAAGGCAGGUCGCAGGAUAUGAAGAAGCUCAAAGACAUCAAGGAGCUGGUUGAUGGCCAUGAGUAUGUUCUACCAGUUCCUAUUCUGACCCUUGUCAACGAUGGGCGAUAUGGCGGUACAAAGUAUCUCAUGAGGUGUGGUGACCGAUACUAA